UACGAGCUCAGAAAGACGGAUGGCAAAGGCAAUGGUGCUUUUGCCCUCAAAGACAUUUCACCCGGGACCAGAAUUCUAGUUGACAAUGCUCUGUUCAUCAUCGAUAAAAACUUGAACCAUAUUGGGAUACACGACGUCCAACAGGCUUUAAGAGGGCUGAGCAACGCCAACCAGGAAAAAUUCCAUGCUUUACCAGUUCCUGACUAUGCCCAAGGACAUUCUGACGAACAUCGACGACUUGCGAUCUUCCACCUCCACAAUCACACCAUCAGAGGUGGAUCGGCGCAUGGCUGCUUCAUCCACGCGAGUCGCUUCAACAACAGUUGUUCGCCAAACUGCGCAAUGGCAUCAAACGACAAGGGCCAGAAACACUGCUAUGUCUUCAAGGACGUCCGUGCUGGUCAAGAGCUGAACUUUGCCUACACUGAUUCGCUGCUGUACAUGACUACUCACGAAAGAUAUGAACACCUUCGUGACUGCCUAGGCGGUCCUUGUCUAUGCACCUUGUGUAUCACUCCAGCUCCGCAACGCGAGGCCAGCGACCUCAGGCGGCGGCUGAUGCGCUACCUGCUAUUCAUUUCGAAGGGCCACGAACUA
Pseudocercospora fijiensis CIRAD86 is the source of this 597-nucleotide messenger RNA. RefSeq lists its product as uncharacterized. Lineage: Eukaryota; Fungi; Ascomycota; Dothideomycetes; Mycosphaerellales; Mycosphaerellaceae. The transcript has a single exon. Gene Ontology annotation, molecular function: protein binding. The record is from RefSeq and is a predicted model, not a curated record. The annotation marks the transcript as partial.